AUGAAGUCUGUGAAGAUGGCAACUGUUCAAAGGGAAACUUGUACUCUAGAAGCAAAUGUACUAGAAAAUACUUUAGAGUUUUCACUACUUGAUCUCUUCGUUCCUUUAGAAAAUAUGGAAUCUUCAAACUGCAGUAAAUAUUAUGAUGAAGUUCAAAAAAAGGAAUAUCCAUUUCUCAACGGUGACGACAAGUUCUUAGACAGUAUCAUUAAAGAUAUAUUUAAUAACGACGACCACCUAUUAGAAGAAUCUAUAGCCGAUGAUAAUUUUUCUCAAUUUGACGAUCUCAGGCUCUUUGAUUCAAGCAGCAUAUCGGUAUUAGGAGUAAAUCUGGAUUUACAUUCCAACGACGCUAUAAGUAAAACGAGAGAAUUAGAUUUAUUCGACGAUUGUAUUAACCUCGAUCUUGAUCUAGAAAUAACGAAUUCUAGAGUUAACGAUGUGCUUCCCCUGCCGUUCGAAAUAAAUAUGGAGAAUAACGUUUCUGAACCUUUGGUAUCUUUAACUCCAACAAUAAUGGUUAAUUAUCUGAAGAGAAUCCGCUUAUCUGAAAACUUCUGCCUGAUUGAUAUAAAGGCAUAUGAAAUUGAAAAGGAAGACAUCAUUGAAAGCAUCGUGGAAGUUCCCAAGAAAGAUGGAUCCUCACAACAUCAACAGGAUAUUUAUACAUUUAACUUGAAUUUUGAAAAAUAUUUGGUUGAGUAA
Messenger RNA from Diabrotica balteata, 705 nucleotides. Lineage: Eukaryota; Metazoa; Arthropoda; Insecta; Coleoptera; Chrysomelidae. The record is from the annotation of a GenBank genome assembly.